Messenger RNA from Aspergillus calidoustus, 468 nucleotides. The record is from the annotation of a GenBank genome assembly. Lineage: Eukaryota; Fungi; Ascomycota; Eurotiomycetes; Eurotiales; Aspergillaceae.
AUGGAGAAACAACCACCCACAGACUACAAAGCACCUCAGCCGACCGGUGCCCGCAUCGACAACCCCAGUGGAGACGGGCUAGAUCGCGACCGAGCGUACGACUCCGGAUUUAAGUAUCAGAUCCCUGAAGCCAAUGGAGCGGGGUACAACAAUGGCGAACCCACCGGACCCGGAUAUCAGCAACCUGCCUCAUUUGGAGAAGACAAACCGACCAACACCACGCAAAGCCAGGGCGGGAAUAUGGGCGAGAGGGUUGGAAGUGGCGUGAGGGGUGUUUUCGCGGGUAUUCACGGCGCUGGCGAGUGGCUGCGCGGGGGCAUCAACGCGGCAAUCGAUAGGACGUUUGGAAGCGAGGAGGGGGUGACAAGGAACGAGGCGAUCGCGAGGGCGGGCCAGCAGGAGAUCUCAUCGGGGAGGUUUAGUCGUGACAACCAUGAAGGAGCCUGGAAUAAUUCGAGACGUGGAUAG